Triticum dicoccoides is the source of this 4087-nucleotide messenger RNA. RefSeq names its product calcium-transporting ATPase 4, endoplasmic reticulum-type-like. The coding region runs from base 503 to 3676 and encodes 1057 amino acids. The transcript has 8 exons. Gene Ontology annotation, cellular component: membrane. Gene Ontology annotation, molecular function: ATP hydrolysis activity; ATP binding; transporter activity. The record is from RefSeq and is a predicted model, not a curated record. Lineage: Eukaryota; Viridiplantae; Streptophyta; Magnoliopsida; Poales; Poaceae.
GCGCGGCGCGAGUGCUGCUGCUGCGGCUACAAGUACUCGUGGCGGGACGCCAGGCGUGCCCUUCCCACCUGCCCACCACCACCACCACCUCUGCCCCCCUCACCCAACCACCCCCUCCACUCCCCUCUCCGUCCGGUGACUCACGAACCCGCCGCCCGCCGCCGGAGACAGGGAACUCCGGCGUUCGCACCUCCGGGGGAGGCGGCGCGGCGGCUUUGCGUUCGGGCUUGGGUCUGGGUUCUGUGUUGUGUUGAUUGGUUCGUUGCGGGGCGGAGGGAAUCCCGGCUCCGCACGCUAACAACCGCCUCGCCCCAAGGCCAAGCAAGAGAUCUCGCCCCGGACGCCAGCGACAUCCGUGGGCGUGCGCGGGGUAUAAGACCGCGUCCUCGCCGUCCCCGGGGCGGAUUCCGCGAGGCCGCCUCUCGAUUUCGCAUUGCUGAGAUCGCCGCCGGCGGAGGGGGCCUUCCGUCAAAGGCGACUCCUUUCCUCGGCGCGGUCCGCGAUGGGCGAGGCGGGGCACGACGCGCCGGCGGUGAAGGAGGAGGGGAAGGGGGCGAUGGCGGCGCCGUUCCCGGCGUGGGCGCGGACGGUGGAGGAGUGCGAGAAGCGGUUCGGGACGGACCGUGACCGCGGGCUAUCGUCGUCGGAGGCGGCGGCGCGGCUGCGCGCGCACGGGCCCAACGAGCUGCUGGAGCACCCGGGCCCCUCCGUGCUGCAGCUCGUGGCGCAGCAGUUCGAGGACACGCUGGUCCGCAUCCUCCUCGCCGCCGCCGCCGUCUCCUUCGCGCUCGCGCUCUCCUCGUCGGCCGGCGCGCUCACGCUCUCGGCCUUCGUCGAGCCGCUCGUCAUCUUCCUCAUCCUCGUCGUCAACGCCGCCGUCGGGGUGUGGCAGGAGACCAACGCCGAGAAGGCGCUCGAGGCGCUGCGCCAGAUCCAGUCCGACCACGCCGCCGUGCUCCGCGACGGCGAGUGGGCGCCCGCCCUCCCUGCCCGCGACCUCGUCCCGGGCGACGUCGUGAUGCUCCGCGUCGGGGACAAGGUGCCCGCCGACAUGCGGGUGCUCCGCCUCGUCUCCUCCACGCUCCGCGUCGAGCAGGGCUCCCUCACCGGCGAGACCAACUCCGUCAACAAGACGGCCCACGCCGUGCCCGCCGAGGACGCCGACAUCCAGGCCAAGGAGUGCAUGGUGUUCGCCGGCACUACCGUCGUCAAUGGCUCCGCCGUCUGCCUCGUCCUGCACACCGGGAUGGCCACCGAGAUCGGCAAGAUCCACUCGCAGAUCCACGAGGCCUCGCAGGAGGACGAUGACACGCCGCUCAAGAAGAAGCUCAACGAGUUCGGCGAGGCGCUCACCAAGAUCAUCGGCCUCAUAUGCAUCCUCGUGUGGCUCAUCAACGUCAAGUACUUCUUGACCUUCGAGCUCGACGGAUGGGUGCCCAGGAACAUACGCUUCUCGUUCGAGAAGUGCACAUACUACUUUGAGAUCGCCGUGGCGCUUGCCGUCGCCGCCAUACCCGAAGGAUUGCCUGCUGUGAUCACCACCUGCCUCGCCCUCGGAACGAGGAAGAUGGCCGCCAAGAACGCGCUUGUCAGGAAGCUGCCCAGUGUGGAGACUCUCGGCUGCACCACCGUGAUCUGCUCCGACAAGACCGGGACGCUGACCACCAACCAGAUGUCAGUCUCAAAGCUCGUUGCCAUCGGUGAUGCCCCAGGGAAAGUGAGGAGCUUCAAGGUGGACGGCACUUCGUAUGAUCCCCGUGAUGGGAAAAUUUAUGACUGGCCUGCUGGGAGGAUGGAUGCAAAUCUUGAGAUGAUCGCAAAGGUUGCCGCUGUGUGCAAUGAUGCCAGUGUCUCACAUUCUUCAAACCAGUAUGUUUCCACCGGAAUGCCGACCGAGGCUGCUUUGAAGGUCCUGGUUGAGAAAAUGGGUGUACCUGAAGGAAAGAACGGUCUGUCGGUGGAUCCGUCUGAGACAUUAGGCUGCUGCCGAUGGUGGAGCAAUGCUGCCAAAAGGAUUGCGACGCUCGAGUUCGACCGUAUGAGGAAAUCAAUGGGAAUCAUUGUCACCUCCAAAUCAGGAGGCAACACUUUACUUGUGAAGGGAGCUGUUGAAACCUUGCUGGAGAGGAGUAGCCAUAUCCAGCUCCAGGAUGGUUCAGUUGUGCCAUUAGAUGAGAAAUCAAGAAAAGCUAUUUUGGCUAGUCUCCAUGAAUUGUCAACAAAAGCUCUGCGGUGCCUCGGAUUUGCAUACAAGGAGGAUCUUGGUGAAUUCGCAACAUAUGAUGGCGAAUACCACCCUGCUCACAAGCUUUUGCUGGAUCCAGCCAAUUAUGCGGCUAUUGAAACUGACCUGAUAUUUGUUGGUCUUGCUGGCCUAAGGGAUCCUCCGAGGGAAGAGGUCUUUGAUGCUAUUGAGGACUGCAGAGCUGCGGGCAUCCGUGUUAUGGUGAUUACAGGAGACAACAAAGAAACUGCUGAGGCGAUAUGCCAUGAAAUCGGUGUAUUUUCACCUGAUGAAGACAUUAGCUUGAAGAGCUUUACGGGGAGGGAGUUCAUGGCACUUGAGGAUAAGAAGACACUGUUGCGAAGGACAGGUGGCCUUCUGUUUUCUAGGGCAGAGCCCAGGCACAAGCAAGAGAUUGUGAGACUGUUAAAAGAAGACGGUGAGGUUGUUGCUAUGACUGGAGAUGGAGUAAAUGAUGCCCCUGCUCUAAAACUUGCUGACAUUGGUAUAGCAAUGGGUAUCACUGGCACUGAGGUCGCCAAAGAGGCUUCUGACAUGGUACUAGCUGAUGACAAUUUCAGUACCAUUGUUGCUGCUGUUGGUGAAGGCAGAUCUAUUUACAACAACAUGAAAGCUUUCAUAAGAUAUAUGAUUUCCUCAAACAUUGGUGAAGUUGCCUCGAUCUUCCUUACCUCUGCUUUGGGUAUUCCUGAGGGGUUGAUACCUGUUCAACUUCUGUGGGUAAAUCUGGUCACUGAUGGCCCCCCUGCGACUGCUUUGGGUUUCAAUCCUCCUGACAAGGACAUCAUGAAGAAACCACCAAGGAGGAGCGACGACUCACUGAUCACUCCCUGGAUUCUGUUCCGUUAUCUGGUCAUUGGCCUUUACGUGGGGGUUGCAACCGUUGGCAUCUUUGUCAUCUGGUACACCCAUGGAUCUUUCAUGGGCAUUGAUCUCACUGGAGACGGCCACACACUUGUCAGCUACUCGCAGCUCUCAAACUGGGGCCAGUGCUCUACCUGGGACAACUUCACAGCCGCGCCCUUCACUGCUGGAGCUAGAACUUUCACCUUCGACGACAACCCCUGCGACUACUUCCAGGCAGGCAAAGUGAAGGCGACGACGCUUUCGCUGUCCGUGCUCGUGGCGAUCGAGAUGUUCAACUCGCUCAACGCCCUCUCUGAGGACACGAGCCUGCUGAGGAUGCCUCCGUGGGUCAACCCGUGGCUGCUCCUGGCCAUGUCGGUGUCGUUCGGGCUGCACUUCCUCAUCCUCUACGUGCCGUUCCUCGCGCAAGUGUUUGGCAUUGUGCCGCUCAGCCUGAAUGAAUGGCUCCUGGUGCUGCUGGUGGCCCUCCCCGUGGUGCUCAUCGACGAGGUCCUCAAGUUCGUGGGCAGGAGCACGACCGCCUCAGGCCCCAAGCGGCGUUUAAAAAAGCAGAAGGGCGAGUGAAGGAGGCGGCGGUGGCUAACAGCGGUUGUUCCAGACGCCGCGGUAACUAAUCAUCAACAAAAAAAUUCCAAUUUGUUCAGAAUGUUCGGACCAUAUAACAGUGGUCGCCAAAGGAAGGAUGUUUAUUCAGCGUAUAAUAUAUAUAUAUAAGAAACUGAAGUAGAUAAAAGGGUUCUUGAACAAAGCUCUCGCUUUUCGCGGAGACUGAACUUAGCAGCUCUGUUCUUGUUUCUUUUUAGUUGUUAUAGGUUGCAAACCUUUGAUUAUAUAUCCUGUGAAUUAUAUGUAGGUAGUGGUCCCUUGGUCUCUGGGUGUUGGAAUAUUGCUUUGUUUUUGCUGCGAGCUGUUUGCCGAACUGGAGUGCAAAUAAUUAUACAUCACAAGGGAACAGACAUUUCUGAUUGCUGUUAA